AUGAAAGCUCUGUCUCUGGCAGCAACCACUAACGACAAGCAGUCAUUGGAUGCGAAAUGCAAGGAAUGGCUCUCCAGAGCAGAGAAAAUCAAAGAAGCCAAGGAUUGGCGAUCCGCAAUCCGGAUCCAUGAGAGACAUGCAGCGGAACUACAGACACCGGUGUCUACGCGCACACUCACAACUCGUGAAGAGAUUAUCUUGCUUGAAGGCGCCAAGCUGAAUGGCUUUAUCUUUCCGCCAUGGGCAGGGCCUCCGAGUCUAGAAGAAUUCGAGCCUAGUGAGGGAGGGCAAUUAUUCAUUGACAAGCCUGACCUCCAUCUGUCUGACAAACAGAAGGACAUAUUUGAUGGGUGGAAGCGGCCUUCGGAGCUGUUGGCGCAUGCCGGCGGGGAUACGUCCGUGAUGUCCGUACCAGACAAAACUGAUCUGGUACAAGACGUCUUGACAGACUGCUCUGUUGUCGCCAGUCUCUGCGCUACAACCUCGCGAUCGGAACGUGGCCUUGACAAGCGCUAUCUCCCUGUGAUUUAUCCAUGCGAGUAUGACACAGGUCGCCCCAAGCCUUCGCCUUCAGGGCGAUACAUUCUUCGUUUUUAUUUCAACGGAUGCUUCAGGAAGGUAGUCAUCGAUGACCGUCUGCCGUCGUCGAAGACCUCAAGGUCACUUUACGUUGUUGAUAGAAAUAACCCCAUUUUUUUGUGGCCUGCGCUUGUGGAAAAGGCGUACCUAAAGCUAAGAGGGGGCUACGACUUUCCCGGGAGCAAUUCUGGAACAGACCUGUGGGUACUGACGGGUUGGAUACCUGAACAAGUCUUCCUACAUCAUGAGGAUGUGACUAGCGAUCAAAUAUGGAGGCGUCUCUUUAGAUCGUUUCAAUAUGGCGAUGUCUUAUUGACUAUUGGGACUGGGAAGCUAACUCAGAAAGAAGAGGAAGAACUGGGCUUGGUUAGUGAGCAUGAUUAUGCAAUUCUCGAUAUGAAAGAGUUCAAGGGCCGUCGGCAAAUGUUAGUGAAGAACCCAUGGGCUGGAGUCGACACGGCUAGUGGAAGGACGGAGAAUGCCCUUGCGUCAAACGCGCCUCAUGACCGAUCGUCACUCUCUCCUGGGACGUUUUGGAUGGACUGCGAGAUGGUCUUCCAGAACUUUGAAAACCUUUAUCUGAAUUGGAAUCCCAGCCUCUUCAGGUACCGCCAAGAUAUACAUUUUACUUGGGACCUCGCGGCUGGGAAGGGAGUUCCGGGCUGCUUCGUGAAGAAUCCCCAGUUUGCAGUAACCUCUGAAUCGGGAGGUACUGUCUGGCUGCUCCUCGGCAAGCAUUUCAGAACAAUUGAUCGACCCGGCUAUUCUUCAUCGGAGGACUCUCAAGCUGGGUUUAUUAGCAUUUACGUAUUCAAUACAGAUGGUAAGCGUGUUUGUCUAAGUGAUGGUGCGCUUCAUCGGGGUCCGUACGUGGACUCACCCAACACCCUGAUGAGGCUGGAAAUGCCGCCGAGAACAACUUAUACGGCAGUUGUCUCUGAGGAGUCGCUGCCUGCUUUGAGUCAGAAUUUCACACUAUCCGCUCUCUCGAUCUCCCCGGUGCAUAUCGCACCGUCACAGAAUAAAUAUACGUGUGUGAGUAAGGUCCAGGGUUCCUGGAUGCCUUCGACGGCAGGCGGCAAUGCAGAAUCAGCUCGGUACCCCACGAAUCCGCAGUUCACAUUAACGCUGUCGAAUGCCACCGAUGUUUCCAUUUUGUUGGAAUCGUCCGACACCGAACUUGCAAUACAUGCCAAGUUGUUCUUUUCGAACGGAAAGCGCGUGACUAGAGUUCGCAACCGCGACAUCAUCACUGAUAGCGGCGACUAUCGUCGUGGGGCGGCUCUUGCUGAGAAGAGACACCUGGAUAAGGGCGUGUACACGAUCGUUUGUUCCACGUUCGCUCCCGACCAACUUGGCCGAUUCACACUCUGGGUCUCAUCCAUGGUUCCAUGCGAGGUCAAGCCCCUUUCUUCCGAAGCAGCAGGACGGCGAGCAGUGUUAUCAGAUAUUGGUGUCUUACCACCGGGAAGAGACAGGAUGCUGGCGCCUUUGCAGGUCCCGCGACUUACCCGAAUAAAGCUUAUUGCGCGCAGUCGCCGUUCUACAAUCGGGAGUCAUCCCGUUGGCCCUUCACCAGUGCUGAUGACAGUUGAAUUGGGCCAAGGCCCCUACAAGGAGAUUCUGGCGACUUCAGAAGACGGCGAUCAUAGCGAUGCGAUAUCUGGAGUACGUAUUGAAGACUUCGACCUGCAUCCUUGUCUUGAAGACAGCCGUGGCGUGUGGAUUGUCCUUGAAAGGAUUGGAGGCCCCGGAGGUCAGGUAGAAGAUCACUUUGAGGUGGAAGCCUUGGCCGAAGAGCGAGUCGAGAUCGGAGAAUGGUUUGUCGAAGAUGCUUAA
Aspergillus novofumigatus IBT 16806 is the source of this 2418-nucleotide messenger RNA. Its product is annotated as calpain-like protease PalBory. The transcript is spliced from 3 exons. The record is from RefSeq and is a predicted model, not a curated record. Bases 1 to 2418 code for a protein of 805 amino acids. Gene Ontology annotation, biological process: proteolysis. NCBI's taxonomy places the organism in Eukaryota, Fungi, Ascomycota, Eurotiomycetes, Eurotiales, Aspergillaceae. Gene Ontology annotation, molecular function: calcium-dependent cysteine-type endopeptidase activity.